Molecule: messenger RNA, 2120 nt
Organism: Nymphaea colorata (pocket water lily)
Lineage: Eukaryota; Viridiplantae; Streptophyta; Magnoliopsida; Nymphaeales; Nymphaeaceae
Product: calnexin homolog
Exons: 7
Coding region: 174-1787 (537 amino acids)
Biological process (GO): protein folding
Cellular component (GO): endoplasmic reticulum; endoplasmic reticulum membrane
Molecular function (GO): calcium ion binding
Source: RefSeq, a predicted model, not a curated record
UUUGUUUCCAAACAUUUUAGUCCGACAGGCCACAGCGGGUGUGUCAUUAAAAUCCCAGUGGGGAAAAUUUGGCCCGUUUAGGGCACCACGCUGCUGCAUCGCUGCCUUCUUGUUUGCAGGGUCCCUGUUCACCCCAGGGGACGACAUCACCAGGUUUAAUCAGUCAGGGUGUCAUGAUGGAUCGCAAACGAAUCUGCAUUUUUUCCUUUGUGAUUUUGCUGCUGAUUCAAUGUUUUUCCGUUAAUGCUUCAGAUGAGUUGUUCUAUGAGUCGUUCGACGAAGCCUUUGAAGGUCGGUGGAUUGUCACUGAGAAGGAUGAUUACACAGGUGUAUGGAAGCAUGCUAAGAGUGAGGGACAUGAUGAUUACGGUCUUCUUGUGAGCGAAAAGGCAAAAAAAUACGGCAUAGUUAAGGAAUUAGAAAAUGCAGUAGAGUUCAAGGAUGGAACCAUUAUUCUGCAAUUUGAAACCAGGCUGCAGAAUGGGCUGGAAUGCGGAGGGGCUUACUUGAAAUAUCUUCGACCUCAGGAUGCCGGAUGGACACCCAAGCAGUUCGACAAUGAAUCGCCAUACUCGAUUAUGUUUGGACCAGAUAAAUGCGGUUCCACUAACAAGGUCCAUUUCAUUGUGAAGCACAAAAACCCUAAAUCUGGCGAAUAUGUUGAGCACCACCUCAAGUAUCCUCCAUCAGUUCCUUACGACAAGCUCACUCACGUUUACACUGCUAUCAUCAAGCCAGAUAAUGAACUGAAGAUCCUGGUUGAUGGGGAGGAGAAGAAGAAGGCGAACUUUCUGUCGCAAGAUGACUUUGAACCAGCUUUUGUGCCGCCUGCUACAAUUCCUGAUCCGGAUGACAAGAAACCGGAGGAUUGGGACGAGCGAGCCAAGAUUCCAGACCCUAAUGCUGUGAAGCCAGAUGACUGGGAUGAAGAUGCACCGAUGGAAAUUGAAGAUGAAGAGGCUGAAAAGCCUGAGAGUUGGUUGGAUGAUGAACCUGAGGAGAUUGAUGACCCAGAAGCUACGAAGCCGGAAGAUUGGGAUGAUGAGGAGGAUGGAGAGUGGGAGGCCCCAAAAAUAGAUAAUCCCAAGUGCUCAGAAGCUCCAGGCUGUGGGGAAUGGAAGAGGCCCAUGAAGAGGAACCCUGCUUACAAGGGCAAAUGGCAUGCCCCCAUGGUUGAUAACCCCAACUACAAAGGCAACUGGAAGCCGCAACAAAUUCCAAACCCUGACUUCUUUGAGCUUGAGAAACCCAACUUUGAGCCUCUUGUUGCAAUUGGCAUUGAGAUCUGGACAAUGCAGGAUGGGAUCCUAUUUGAUAAUAUUCUGAUUGCAAGUGAUGAGAAAGUCGCGGAGACAUACCGUGAGAAAACAUGGAAGCCCAAAUAUGACGCCGAGAAAGAAAAGCAGAAGGCUGAUGAAGAGGCUGCGGGUCUGCCAACAGGGCUUGCGGGCUUCCAGAAAAAAGUGUUCGAUAUCCUUUACAAGAUAGCUGGCAUACCAUUCUUGGAAGCAUAUAAGCCCAAAAUCAUUGAUGUCAUUGAGAAAGGUGAAAAGCAACCUAAUCUGACGAUUGGAAUAUUGGUUUCUAUUUUGGUGGUUAUCAUCACUCUCUUCCUUAGGGUUCUGUUUGGUGGGAAUAAACCAUCCGUGCCACCUCAAGCUGCACAGAUAGAGAAGGAUGAUGGGCCCGGGGAGACAGAUAAUGGAGACAACAUAGCUGAGAAGGAUGAGAAUGAGAAAGAAGAUAACGCUGCUCCUCGACAGAGGAGAUCCAGGAGAGAAACAUAGUUAAAUUUGUCAGAGUUUUGAAUUAGAGUAGUCUCACAGCUACAUGCUGUGCUUUCUGUGAGUGACUGGGUAGAAGGGCAUUGUAGUGUGGAAGCUAUGAAACUGUUCUUAGUGUUCCUGGUCAUUUUAGGAAAAUCUCUAGUAUCUUCAGGGCAGCAUUGUCGCCUGUUCUAACUUUUUAUGUACUUUAAAAGUUUUUGAAAAGUCUUCCGUUUGUGGCUUGAAUAUGGUGCUUCUUGUUUCUCAUUUUUUUGCCUCAUUUGUAGCCUAAAAUCUUUGAAGUGAUUUGAGGACGCACUAGUCAAACUGUUGGAAUUUUAUGUGAUCUUCUCA